UGAGGGGGAUCGGUUGAAAGCGCUUGGCAAGCGCUCAAACAGCCCGAAAGGGUUGCACGCCCGGUGUGAUGGCAGCUGCUUGAAGCCUCGGCACAGGCAUGAAGCGCCCCGCCGAGUCGGAGGAGCCGCGGCCUGCGCCCCCGCAGCCGGCGCCGGAGUCAGGCAACCCCUUCGCCGGCGUUUCCUUCAGCGGACCUGGCGCAAGCUUUCCCACGACCGCCGCCUCUGGGUUCCCUGCUGCAAGCCCACCCGCACAGGCCCAGUCUGGCAACCCCUUCAUGGGCUUGUCGCUCUUCUCCUCGCCGCCCUCAGGAAGUCUCUUUACUGCGGCCGCGACCACUCUGAAGUCCCCCAGCUCACUACCGAAGACGGAUACCAAGGAGGAGACGGAUGCCAAGGAGGAUGAGAGCGAGCACGAGAAGGAGACUGAGGAGAAAGAGGAAGCCAGCGAGGGAGAGGAUGUGGGCGACGAGCCAACAGGGGAAGAAGAUGAGGAGGUGGUCUUCCGUGCGGAUUGCAAGCUCUGGAAGCUUGUCAAGCUGCCGCCCGGCAAGGAGGACUCCGAGGGCUGGCGGUGGCAGGAAAGGGGCUGCGGCAUUGUUCACAUCAACCGGCACAAGAGCAGCGGCCACUUCCGCCUGGUGAUGCGCAUGCGGGGCGUGGGGAAGCUGCUGCUGAACACCCCCGUCUUCCCCAGCACCAGGUACGAGAAGGUCGGCCAGAAAUCCGUGCGGUUUGUCGGGGUGGAUGCAGAUGACCAGGCAAACGCUUUGUGUGCCUUCCGGCUGAACCUCCAUAGCAGCGACCAGCAGGAGAAGUUCCUGGCGGUGCUGAAGGACGCCAAGGCCUGAGGCGCCGGGGUCGACCGGAAUCAUGCGAGGUCGAUG
Messenger RNA from Effrenium voratum, 887 nucleotides. The record is from the annotation of a GenBank genome assembly. Lineage: Eukaryota; Dinophyceae; Suessiales; Symbiodiniaceae.